Meloidogyne enterolobii is the source of this 613-nucleotide messenger RNA. The record is from the annotation of a GenBank genome assembly. Lineage: Eukaryota; Metazoa; Nematoda; Chromadorea; Rhabditida; Meloidogynidae.
AAAAGAAAAACAAUUCAAGAUGGGUCGACUGAAAAAGACACAAAAAUUUAGCAAUAAACUUCAACGAUUGAUAAAGCCAACGGAUGACAGAAUUAAAGAAGAGCAUCGAACUGUUCGACCUAAAAAGGAAGACGAGCAAGCAUUAAAAAUCAAAGAAGCGCCUCGCAUUUCUUCAGCAAUGUUUUUAAAAUACAACACUCAAUUGGGACCUCCUUUCCAUGUUAUCGUUGAUACAAACUUUGUCAAUUUUAGCAUCAAAAAUCGGAUAGAUGUUAUGAAAGGAUUUAUGGAUUGUCUUUUUGCUAAAGUAUUUCCAUACAUUCCUGAUUGUGUUCUUGGUGAAUUAGAAAAGCAGGGACGUCGUUUUAAAUUGGCUUUAAAAAUUAUUAAAGACCAGCGGUUCCAAAGACUUCAUUGUUCUCAUAAGGGAAUUUAUGCGGACGAUUGUAUUGUUCAAAGAAUUACUCAGCACAAAUGUUAUAUUGUUGCUACUUGUGACAGAGAUUUACGAAUGCGUAUACGUAAAAUUCCAGGGGUUCCAAUUAUGUAUAUUCGAGAUCAUCGUUAUACUAUUGAAAGAAUGCCUGAUGCUUAUGGUGCACCAAAAUUGUAA